Molecule: messenger RNA, 1473 nt
Organism: Indicator indicator
Lineage: Eukaryota; Metazoa; Chordata; Aves; Piciformes; Indicatoridae
Gene: FSCN1
Product: fascin actin-bundling protein 1
Exons: 5
Coding region: 1-1473 (490 amino acids)
Biological process (GO): actin filament bundle assembly; establishment or maintenance of cell polarity; cell migration
Cellular component (GO): cytoplasm; filopodium; ruffle
Molecular function (GO): protein-macromolecule adaptor activity; actin filament binding
Source: RefSeq, a predicted model, not a curated record
AUGACGGCGAACGGGACGGCCGAGCCGGUGCAGAUUCAGUUCGGGCUCAUCAACUGCAGCAACAAGUACCUGACGGCCGAGGCUUUCGGGUUCAAGGUCAAUGCCUCAGCCGCCAGCAUGAAGAAGAAGCAGAUCUGGACGCUGGAGCAGGACGGGGAGGACUCCAGUGCCGUGCUGCUGAAAAGCCACCUGGGCCGGUACCUGGCAGCCGACAAGGACGGCCGGGUGAGCUGCGACAGCGAAGAGCCCGGUCCCGACUGUCGCUUCUUGGUGGUGGCUCACGGCGACGGGCGCUGGUCGCUGCAGUCCGAGCCCCACCGCCGCUUCUUCGGCGGCACCGAGGACCGUCUGUCUUGCUUCGCCCCCGCCGUCUCGGCAACCGAGAAAUGGAGCGUCCACUUGGCCAUGCAUCCCCAGGCCAACCUCUACAGCCUGGCCCGCAAGCGCUACGCCCACCUGGGACCUCGCCGCGACGAGCUGGCCGUGGACCGCGACGUGCCGUGGGGCGUGGAUGCCCUCAUCACCCUCCUCUUCGUGGAUCAGCGCUACAGCCUGCAGAGCUGCGACCACCGCCUGCUCCGCAGCGACGGUCGCCUGGUGCCCGCCGCCGAGCCCGGCACCGCCUUCACACUCGAGUUUCGCUGCGGGAAGGUGGCCUUUCGCGACGGGGAGGGUCGUUACCUGGCUCCCUCGGGACCCAGCGGUACCCUCAAGGUGGGAAAGAGCUCCAAGGUGGGCAAGGAUGAGCUCUUCGCCCUGGAGCAGAGCUGCCCGCAGGUCGUGCUGCGAGCCGGCAACGACAGGAAUGUCUCCACCCGGCAAGGGAUGGACCUCUCAGCCAACCAAGAUGAGGAGAGUGACCAGGAGACCUACCAGCUGGAGAUCAACAAGGACACCAAGAAAUGCGCCUUCAGGACCUACACUGGCAAGUACUGGACCCUCACCUCCAAUGGGGGCAUCCAGUCCACCGCCUCCACAAAGAACGCCAGCUGCUAUUUCGACAUCGAGUGGUGCGACAAACGCAUCACCCUGAGAGCUGCCAACGGCAAGUACGUGACGGCCAAGAAGAACGGGCAGCUGGCAGCCUCCAUGGAGACAGCAGGUGAGACGGAGCAGUUCGUGAUGAAGCUGAUCAACAGGCCGAUCAUCGUGCUGCGCGGUGAGCACGGCUUCAUCGGCUGCCGCAAGGUCACCGGCACCCUGGACUCCAACCGCUCCUCCUACGACGUCUUCCAGCUGGAGUUCAACGACGGAGCCUACAACAUCAAGGAUUCUACCGGGAAGUACUGGAUGGUGGGCAGCGAGUCGUCCGUCACCAGCAGCAGCGACACCCCCGUGGACUUCUUUUUCGAGUUCUGCGACUAUAACAAAGUGGCCAUCAAGAUCCAUGGCAAGUACCUGAAGGGUGACCACGCCGGGGUCCUCAAGGCAUCAGCCGACGCCAUCGACGCCUCCACCCUCUGGGAAUAUUGA